Molecule: messenger RNA, 1693 nt
Organism: Xylona heveae TC161
Lineage: Eukaryota; Fungi; Ascomycota; Xylonomycetes; Xylonales; Xylonaceae
Exons: 4
Coding region: 173-1495 (440 amino acids)
Biological process (GO): nucleoside transmembrane transport
Cellular component (GO): plasma membrane; fungal-type vacuole membrane
Molecular function (GO): nucleobase transmembrane transporter activity; nicotinamide riboside transmembrane transporter activity
Source: RefSeq, a predicted model, not a curated record
CAACCCCGACCACGCUCAGGCACUUCACGUCUCUUACAUGACAACACAACGACAUCUCCACCUAGAUUGAAAGCCCUGAUCUUGCUUGCCACAUAUUCACUUUCAAUUACAAUUACUUCUAGGCCAGAUAUCAUCUAUUUUGAAUCAAGCUCGCAUCCUUCUGUCUUCCGUUAUGGACCGCCUCCGCAGGCUGUUUCGGUCUGAGCCACCCGCUUAUGAGCCCAUAGAGGGCGGGGAGCAGGGCGAUGAAGCUCAGAAUGAGGAGAAGUUUAGCUGGAUUGAAUAUUCCAUCUUCUUUCUGCUGGGUAUAGCCAUGCUAUGGGCUUGGAAUAUGUUCCUUGCCGCAGCGCCGUACUUUCAACACCGUUUCGCAUCAUCUGAAUGGAUCCUUACUCACUUUCAAUCUGCAAUCACUUCCGUGUCUUGCGUAACGAACCUCGGAUCAAUGAUUGUUUUGACAAAAUUACAGUCGGGGGCCUCAUAUCCUAAGCGGAUUGCAGCAGCACUCCUGCUCAACACCAUAACAUUCACUCUGCUGGCGAUUUCAACAACCUCAUUUCGCUCAGUGACCGCGGGCGGCUAUUUUGGUUUUCUUUUGACCAUGGUGUGCGCAACGAGCCUUUCCACGGGAUUGAGUCAGAAUGGCGUCUUUGCCUAUGUCACUGGCUUUGGACGUGGAGAGUAUACUCAGGCGAUUAUGGCGGGCCAGGCUGUUGCAGGAGUCCUUCCUUGCGUUGCGCAAAUCGUGUCGGUGCUCUCAGUCUCCCAGGAAGCAGCAGAGGACGGAUCUGCGCAGGAAUCCCCAAAGUCAGCUUUUGCUUACUUCCUUACGGCUACUGGCAUAUCCUCAAUUUCCUUCGUCGCCUUUAUGUAUUUCGUUGAACGCCACAGGAAACAGAGACAGCUCAAACGAGUCGUUGAGGAUAUUCAUGAAGCUGAGGGAGAAGAACAGGCGGAGCGCAAAGUUGUCGGUCUCUGGAGUCUAUUCAAGAAGCUUCACUGGAAUGCAGGCGCAGUAUUCAUGUGCUUUGCAGUGACAAUGGUCUUUCCGGUGUUCACACAGGCUAUUCUCAGUGUGCGCGAUCCAGAACACUCUUCUCGUAUCUUCCAGCCUGCAAGUUUCAUUCCCCUCGGCUUCCUUGUAUGGAAUAUUGGAGACCUUAUCGGGCGACUUCUCACGCUUCAUCCUCGUCUGAAAAUCUUGCACUACCCCCGUAUGCUCUUUGUCUUUUCUAUUGCUCGUGUCAUUUUCAUCCCUCUCUAUUUGCUCUGCAACAUGUAUGGUAAAGGCGCUGUGAUCUCCAGCGAUUUCUUUUACCUAGUUGUGGUGCAGCUUUUCUUCGGUCUAAGCAACGGUUACCUCGGCAGCUCAUGCAUGAUGUCUGCUGGUGAGUGGGUGGAGGUGGAAGAAAGAGAAGCUGCCGGUGGAUUCAUGGGCUUGUUCCUCGUCGCUGGAUUGACGGUCGGUAGCUUGUUGAGUUUUCUGGCAGCUUAGAUCUUUUGCGGGGUUGUUUUGCAUUGAACAGCAGUUCUGAUAACAUUUCUGGCGUUUGGGUUCUUUUCUAUCUGCAUGACAGGGCAAGUCUUUUGGCUUAUUGGUACAGAUGUUUGUAUAUAUCAUAUCAUACUCCUCAAAUGAAUGGCGUAGAUGUAGGCUUAGCUUGGUUGCACACGCGUGCGAUCUUUCUAUUCA